UUUUUUCUUUUUUUUUUUUUUUUAAAUUAUUCUCCUAAGUAUGUUCCAUGAAAGAUUAGGGAGCUUUAAUUUUAUAUAUCUCUUAGGCUAUAUAUUUUUUGCCAUGUAUUUAACCAAAGCCAUCUAACAUUAUAAGCUUUAGUUAUUUUUUAAACAACAUUAUAAACAACAUAAUGAAUGCCUUGAGGACAAGAGCUAUUUUUCAUCUUGCAAAUUGGAGGAUUACCAUAGUCUCUGGCAUCUUAUAUGUAAUAAUAUUUUUGAAAUAAAUUGAUAAGCAUAUGUAUAUAUAUAUAAAUGAAAAAUGUUAGGUAAAAAUUCAGCCUAGAUCCUACCAUCCAAGCUGUGCACAUUUUUACGUAGUUAUAACUAUGACGUCUUAACUUUUUUGUUCUAAUUUUUUCAUUUAAUGUUACUGCAUUUUUUCAUAUUGUAUAGUCUUUAUAAUAGAAUCAAACUUCAAAUUGUUAUAGACUAAUUUUUAAAAUUAUGUGAUUUUGAUUAUUUCUUAUUUAGAAAAUACCUUUGUUUAAUAUUGUAGAAUUCAACUUAUUUUCUAUGUUCAAAUUAAGAAAAGUAUCCUUAUGUUUCAGAAAUGUAUACCAUCUUCAAAUGACUCAGACUAAGAAAAUUACUAAGCAAGGCCACUCUUAUAGGUAGCAAAAGUAAACACCUAUGAAAGGUUGAUUUCUGGAAGACCCUAUUACUCAGAUGCUAGUAGGUCAACCUGUGAAAUUCUACCAGUAGGACUGUAGUCUUUGAGCUUGAACUUCAGAUGUUACCUGGCUGGUAGAUGCAACUUCCCUGAAAGGAGUAACACUCAAAGCAGCGAUUUAUACUUUCCAGGGCCUAAGUUAUAAUUCCUUGCCUUAGCACCAAGGGAGAAAAGGCAGUGGGGGAGGCUGAGGGUAAAGAGUUGGGGAUAGAAAUGAAGGGGAAGGUGCUAGAAACCUGAAGGGGCUACUAAGGGGAAACAAUCCUGAACAGCUGCUUACUGAACUCCUAGGACUGCCAGCAACUUGCCUUAUUUUCCGAAGCCUGGGGAUUUCUAUGAUAUGGUUCCAAGUGGAGCUUUCUAUAUCUAUAAAGCAAGGUUAACUAAGGCCCUUGGUAAAUAAAGGCAUAUGGAAAACAAAGAUCUUAUCUUGGUAAAGGGCCUCAGUGUUUAUAAAGCUUUCACAUGUUACUUUAUUAAUUCAAGAAACUGUCCUCAUUAAGUUUUGAUAAAUGGCCUAAACUAGUAUGCUCUUUUAAGUUCUGUUUAAAACAGUGAUAUGGUGGUCAGUAUUAUCAUACCUUAUUUGAAGGAAAUAUUACAUUUGAAAUAAUGACCCAAACAUGAUACUUAUAGGACAGAACAUUUUGAAUGUUACAGCCAUCUGUAGAUACACACACACACACACACACACACACACUUUGCAUACUAUUUCAGGGUGUUCAUAGACCUUCCCAUCUGAAUGUCCUCAGAUUAAAAGCCCGGCUGUGAGGCUUUAAAUACGUAUUAUAGCUUCUCAGAUGAAGUAUGUGGUGACAAUUUAUUUUGAUUGCCUGUGAUCCAAUGUCCAAUGGAUCCAAUUUGUAAUUCUCUAUUCAUUAAAAUGAUAAAAACAAUACUCAAUGAUGAAAAAAGAUUUUGAUGACAUAAUAUUUAGUGAAAAAAUAGUUGGUAAAAUGCUAUGUAGGUGACUUUAUUUUUUAUAGAAAUAUUAACAUAUGUAUGUUAUAUGUGUAUUCAAAGGCAAAAUGUAUGGUAAGGGUGAUUGAUUAUACCUGGAUGAUAGGAUUUUAAAUUUCUUUUUAUUCCUAUCAACAUUUUAACUUAUUUAUAAUGAUAGUGUAUUACUUAUGUGGUAUUGUAAAAGUCUGAACGUAGUGCCUUUUACAACUUAUGGAUUUUAGGGUCUUCCCUAUGUGAAUCCUGUUCUUGAUCUUCUUAGACCUCCCUCAACAGAGGCAUACCAAGUAAUCUUCCUUGAACGUCUAUGCAAUGGUUACUCAAGAAGGGAGAAAGGAAAUGAACAUUUGACAAAUGCUAAUUUUACUUGGAACUUCACGUUUACUUUCUCUUAUUAUCCUCACAAUAUCCUGCAAAGUUGAUUUUAUUUCCUCACUUAACUGAUAAUAACACCAAAGCUCCAAAGGUUGAUUGAAUUAGCAAAAGUUUUAUGUCAAAAGUAAGUAGUGAGGAUAGAGAAGAACUUAGGUGUGUCUGGCUCCAAAGUCCAAGCACUUCCCCUCUGCCAUACUGUCUCCUACCUCCUGGCAGGCUCCCAUUUUUCACUUCACUAGGACCUGGCCAUAUGAUGCCUCUCCAUGUGCAUCUGAUACAGCCCCUUCCUCCUGGUCACUCACAAGUUUCUUUUCCUGCAUAUUGUUUCUUCUAUGCCUCUGCCUUCUUUGAGCUCCAUAUCCAUAUCACUCUUAUAUCCAAAGCAUUGGCUCUUACCCCUAUUUUGGGCCACGAACUCACUUGCAGACCUCAUGAAAGCUCUCUCUAGAAAAUGCACUUUGUGUAUGUAGAUGUGCAUGCGCACACACACACACACACACAUGCACGCUUUGCAUACUAUUUCAGGCUGUUCAUAGACUCUCCCAUCUCAAGAUCCUCAGAUUAAAAGCCCAGCUGUGCGGCUUUAAAUACAUAUUAUGUCUUCUCAGAUGGAGUAUGUGAUGGUGAUUAUCUAUUUUGAUUGCCUGUGAUCCAAUGGAUAUGUUCUCUGAGAAAUGAAUGCUAAGGGAGUUAUCCUCAAUGCAUUUGAACGUUAUCGCCUAAAAACCUGUAUUGACUUUAAGCCUUGGGCUGGAGAAACAAACUAUAUAUCAGUGAUCAAAGGCAGUGGCUGCUGGUCUUCAGUGGGAAAUAGGCGGGCUGGGAAGCAAGAACUUUCCAUCGGGGCAAACUGUGACCGAAUAGCAACGGUUCAACACGAAUUCCUCCACGCUCUGGGAUUCUGGCAUGAGCAGUCGCGUUCUGACCGGGAUGACUAUGUCAGGAUAAUGUGGGACAGAAUUCUGUCAGGCAGAGAGCACAAUUUUAACACCUAUAGUGACAGCGUAUCAGAUUCCCUGAACGUUCCCUAUGAUUACACUUCAGUAAUGCACUACAGUAAAACUGCAUUCCAAAACGGAACAGAGCCGACAAUUGUCACAAGAAUCUCAGACUUCGAGGAUGUGAUCGGCCAACGAAUGGAUUUCAGUGACUCUGAUCUCCUAAAGUUGAAUCGACUGUAUAACUGCUCCUCUUCCUUGAGUUUUAUGGACUCGUGCAGUUUUGAACUGGAAAAUGUGUGUGGCAUGAUCCAAAGUUCAGGAGAUAAUGCUGACUGGCAACGGGUUUCACAGGUUCCCAGGGGGCCAGAGAAUGAUCACUCCAACAUGGGCCAGUGCCAAGGUUCUGGUUUCUUCAUGCAUUUUGAUAGCAGCUCUGUAAAUGUGGGGGCCACAGCAGUGCUGGAAAGUAGAACGCUGUACCCUAAAAGAGGAUUUCAGUGCUUGCAAUUUUACUUAUAUAACAGUGGCAGUGAAAGUGAUCAACUGAACAUCUACAUCAGGGAGUAUUCUACAGACAAUGUGGAUGGCAAUUUAACUCUUGUGGAAGAAAUAAAAGAAAUACCCAUUGGGAGCUGGCAACUUUAUCAUGUAACAUUGAAAGUGACCAAGAAGUUUAGAGUGGUGUUUGAAGGACGCAAAGGCUCUGGCACAUCACUGGGUGGUCUGUCUAUUGAUGACAUCAAUCUUUCGGAAACACGGUGCCCUCAUCAUAUCUGGCAUAUAAGGAAUUUCACACAGUUCAUUGGCAGCCCAAAUGGAACUUUGUAUAGCCCUCCAUUUUACUCUUCUAAAGGUUAUGCCUUUCAGAUUUACUUAAAUCUAGCCCAUGUGACUAAUGCAGGGAUAUAUUUCCACUUGAUCUCUGGAGCCAAUGAUGAUCAAUUACAGUGGCCAUGUCCUUGGCAACAAGCCACAAUGACACUUUUGGAUCAAAAUCCUGACAUUCGACAGCGUAUGUCCAAUCAGCGGAGUAUAACUACGGACCCAUUUAUGACCACCGGUAAUGGAAGCUAUUUUUGGGACAGGCCUUCCAAAGUGGGAGCAGUGGCUGUUUUCCCUAAUGGAACUCAGUUUAGAAGAGGUGGUGGCUAUGGCACCAGUGCCUUUAUAACCCAUGAGAGGCUGAAAAGCAGAGAUUUUAUAAAAGGAGAUGAUGUUUAUAUCCUACUGACAGUGGAAGACAUAUCUCACCUCAACUCUACGCAAAUCCAGGCAACACCAACCCCUAGUGUCCAAGAACUCUGCUCAAAAACCACCUGUGAAAAUGAUGGUGUCUGCACUGUUCGAGAUGGCAAAGCUGAGUGCAGGUGCCCGUCAGGGGAAGACUGGUGGUACAUGGGAGAAAGGUGUGAAAAGAGAGGCUCUACCCGAGACACCAUCGUCAUUGCCGUUUCCUCUACUGUCGCUGUGUUCGCCUUGAUGCUCAUCAUCACUCUUGUCAGUGUCUAUUGCACCAGGAAGAAAUAUCGUGAAAGGAUGAGUUCAAAUGGACCAAAUUUGACUCUGCAAAAUCAGCAUGGUUUUUGAAGAUUAACUCGACAAUACGGCCAGCAAAUGAAAUUAAAAAGGAUUCUUCGUCAUGGAUUCGCCUAAGAGAUAUUACAACCGCCUCAUUCUUCUAAAAAUGGAUCUUUUUCUGUAAAUAGCUGGAAAUACUAUAAAUCACUAUUUUGGUCAAAGUCAAUUUGGUGAAAUACUGUUUGUGUUUCCUUCUUUUAAAUGAGAGAAAAGCAAUUCAGGCUCUUCUGAAAGUAUAAUAUUGUCUAGAAAAAAGGGAGAGCAACAGUUAGAGAUUGCUUUUCAAAUUACUGAUCCUUCCAUAUGGGGGCCACGUGUGGUGUCCUCACAAGUGAUUCCUUAGAAACCCACUAGAAACACCCAGUGGGAAUGAUCCUCCAUGCGGAAUUGCAGCAGUGUCAGUGCCAUCCUUUCCCAGUAUUGGGAAGGGUAAUGGGAUAGCUCCCCACUCUCUGUUAAUAUACAUUCUUCUCCACAACCGGCUACUCUCUUGUUUUCUUAUAUAGUCCCUAUGGUACAUGAGCUUGGUUUAGAAUUUGAUUGAGCAAAUGACUAUAAUCAGCAAGAAAACCUUUCACUCUUUGAGUGGCAAGUCUCAAAGAUUUUGGGUCUCAGGAGUCUUUACAUUUUAAAAAUUACUGAAGAUCUCAAAUAGAUUACUGAGGAUCUCAAAUAGAUUACUCAGGAAUCUUCACAUUUUAAAAAUUACUGAGGAUCUCAAAUAGAUUAUUCAGGAAUCUUCACAUUUUAAAAAUUACUGAGGAUCUCAAACAGAUUACUGAGGAUCUCAAAUAGAUUAUUCAGGAAUCUUCACAUUUUAAAAAUUACUGAGGAUCUCAAAUAGAUUACCGAGGAUCUAUUUUGCUUACAAGCAGCUCAUUGAUUUAAAUAAGUGUUUAUUAGAAAUUCAAACCAGGAAAAAUUUAAUGUAUUUAUUAAUCACAAAAAAUAAGCCCCUUCUAUACUAACAUAAAUAUUUUUAUGAAAAAUAGCUGUAUUUUUCAAAACACGAGAAUAUUUAGCAAAGAGAGGGGCACUGGUUUACAUUUUCUGGGAAAAUCUCUAAUGCCUAGCUCAAUAGAAGACAGCUGAGUUUUCACAGAUGCUUCUGCAUUUAUUCUGUUGUGAUAUAUUAAUUUGUUUGAAGGAUGUGAAGAAAAUCUAACCUCACACAAAUAUGUUCUUGGAAAAGGAAGGCAUAUUUGAAUAGCUUUCUCAGGUAAAUAUGAAUAUUCUUUUGAAAUAAUUUUGUUAAAAGUUGACAAUGGUAACUUCUUAAAGGUUAGUUGCAAUCAAAAUCCGAAACCGUAUCAAGGAACUUUUGUAUUCUGUCCUGUAAAAUCCAUUAGUCUAUCUUGUAUUUUGAGUCUUUCAGCUAUGUCUGAUUUUGCAAUACUGUGCAUUGAUAAUUUAGAAAAUAUUGGUUCACUGAGUUAUACAGCUCUUACAACAUUUGACACAUUUCAUUAUACGGUAUGAAAACAACAUUAGUUAAUUGCACUACUGAUCUCAUUUUAAAGUCUUUCAUGCUUGUAGCCCCAGCAUUUUGGGAGGCCGAGGCAGGUGGAUCACUUUAGUCCGGGAGUUCGAGACCAGACUGGA
This is a messenger RNA of Cercocebus atys (sooty mangabey), 6171 nucleotides long. It is a transcript of the gene MEP1B, whose product is annotated as meprin A, beta. NCBI's taxonomy places the organism in Eukaryota, Metazoa, Chordata, Mammalia, Primates, Cercopithecidae. Gene Ontology annotation, biological process: proteolysis. The coding region runs from base 2725 to 4578 and encodes 617 amino acids. Gene Ontology annotation, cellular component: membrane. Gene Ontology annotation, molecular function: metalloendopeptidase activity; zinc ion binding; protein binding. The record is from RefSeq and is a predicted model, not a curated record. The transcript has 11 exons.